AGCGUUUUUAAAUAUCUCAGGUCUAUCCUCUGACUCUUUUCAAUAUAGAAUAUUUUAUGAGUUAACUCUCUUGAAUUUUUUUUCUUCUUUACUCCUUACGUCUAAUUGCAUAAAUUAAUCCGUUGAAUCUACGUCUGCACCGCAAAAUCCAGGAUGAGCACCAACUGCAACCCGGACUGGCAACAUGCAGCCUUUUCGUUCUAUCGCUACAUCCCUUCUAUCGCUGCGGCUGUUAUCUUAUGCGUUGUUUUCCUUUUAUCCGCUAUACUACAUAUGUUUCAAAUGUGGAAAACAAGAUGCUGGUAUCUUACACCGUUGGUAGUUGGAUGUUUUUUUGAGUUUAUUGGUUUUACCGGCCGAGCCGCAUCGGGGGCACAAAAAGCAGGCUGUUGGACACUGGGACCAUACCUUGUUCAAACCAUGUUUAUUUUGCUUGCUCCCGCCUUGUUCGCAGCGUCCAUCUAUAUGAUACUCGGCCGAAUCAUUAUUCUUGUCGAUGGGCAAGACCACUCAAUUAUUCGACCGCAAUGGCUCACUAAAAUAUUCGUCAUUGGAGACGUCAUUUGCUUCUUACUUCUUGCGGGAGGCAGCGGUAUUUUGGCUUCGGGUAAAGACAACCCAUCUUCAACGAACCUUGGUAACAAUGUUAUCAUUGGCGGUCUUGUUCUCCAACUCGUCUGGUUCGCUCUUUUUGUCACAGUCGCGGGUGUUUUUCACUAUCGAAUGACGUCAAUUCCAACUGUUCGUUCGCGACAGCCAGAUUGUCGCUGGCAGAUAUACCUCCGAACGUUAUACGUUGCCGGCUGCUUAAUCAUAAUUCGAAACCUAUUUCGUGUUAUCGAAUAUGCUCAAGGGAAUAAUGGAUAUUUACUUACAAAAGAGGCCUUUAUUUACAUCUUCGAUGCCUUACCCAUGUUGGCCGUUGUGACUUGGCUUCACUGGAUGCAUCCGGGAGAAAUUGGCUUAUUACUUCGUGGUGAAAAGGCAAUCCGGAAUGGAUUUGAACUGAUACAAAAUCGUAACAAGAUCUAGAAGCAAUCAUUUCGGAAACAGCCAUGAGUGCUAGCUAAGUUUAAUGCGCUAUUACAGUGUGAUCGGCACACCAGAUUUUAAGUUCAUGAAGGCUGGGGAUCAAUCAUUAUUCUUAUUAUAAUCCCUUUUCUCUACGAAUACAGACCAAU
This is a messenger RNA of Trichoderma asperellum CBS 433.97, 1181 nucleotides long. RefSeq lists its product as uncharacterized. Gene Ontology annotation, cellular component: membrane. The record is from RefSeq and is a predicted model, not a curated record. NCBI's taxonomy places the organism in Eukaryota, Fungi, Ascomycota, Sordariomycetes, Hypocreales, Hypocreaceae.